Messenger RNA from Closterium sp. NIES-65, 4047 nucleotides. The record is from the annotation of a GenBank genome assembly. NCBI's taxonomy places the organism in Eukaryota, Viridiplantae, Streptophyta, Zygnematophyceae, Desmidiales, Closteriaceae.
AUGAGACGAGAACCGGGUGACGGUGACGACAAGCCCAAGGCGAAGUCGAAACCCAAGGAGAAAUCAUCCCUCAAGUCCCAGUUGUCCGGAAAUUUCCUCCGGAGCAUUACGGAGCUCGUGAUCCGGCACAAGGGGGAUGAACCCAGCCAAGCCUCCACUUCAGGCUCGGCAGCAGGUUCGGAAGAGCAGGUCGGAGGCGAGAGCGGGGAGGGAGAAGCAAAAGAGCAGCAGCAGGAGCAGCCGCAGGAGAAGCCGCAGAGGGAGAUGACCGAGGAGGAGCAGAAGCGCGAGAGGCGGAAGCAGGCAGCUGAACGGAUUAUGAACAGACUAACUCCAGCCGCUCACCCGCGCACGGAGCCCCCGUCCCCGUCCCCCGCGUCCUCCGCUUUCACCCCCGUCUUUGCCCGCUGCCCUGCCAAGAUCUGGAGCAACCCGGACGAGGAGGACAGCGCUGGGGAGCAGAGCGACGGCGGAGGGGGAGAAGGUGAGGGGAGCGUCGGGGGAACCACAGGCGGAGGAGGAAGCGGAGGAGGAGGAGGAGGAGGAGGAGGAGGCGGAGGCAGUGGGAAUGGGGAGGAGGGAAUCAGGGGUACGGGUGAUACGUUGACGGAUGGCGAGGGGGGAGCGGGAGAGGAGGAGGAGGAGGAGGACGAGCAGCCGACAGGGUUCCCGAAGCUGCUUCCGGGGAAGGCGGACGUGCUGGUUCUGACAGACGAGGGGGAUGCGCUGCAUGGGGAGAUAGACACUGGCGAGCACCAAGGCACGAACCCGCUGGAUAUGACCAAGUUUAAGCGGCUUCUGUCGCAGGUGUAUGGGCUGGAUGAGGCGGAUUUUCGGCCAAAGAACUGGGGGAAGGUGCUGGAAAAUGAGGGGGGUUUGGGGGAAGGGGAAGAGGAGGAGGAUGAAGAAGAAGGAGGAGGAGGAGGAGGGAGGGGCCAGAUGAGGCGAGAUGGGGUUUCCCGCAGGGAUUUGAGGAGUGGUGAGAGGCGAAGAGAGGGGAGAGGGGGAGAGCCGAGGAAGAGGGAGCAGAGGAGGAGUGAGCGGAGGAGGAGUAGGAGUGUUUCUGAUAGUAGGAGCAGGAGCAGGGGGUCAUCGGAGUCUGAUCAUGGGGGUGGAGGGAGAGGGAGGAGAGGGGGGAGGCGAAGAGGUAGAGCGGACGACUCUUGGAAAGAAAAGAAUGGAGAUGAGGAUGAGGAAGAGGCUGGGGAGGAGGAAGAGGAGGAAGAGUUGAGGGGAAACCGGAGCAUGCGUGGGAGGAAGGGGGAUAGAAUAGGGGGAAUAGGGGAGGGGUCGGAUGAGGAUGAGAGGGGCAGGUGGGGCAGGAGGAGACGGGGAGCUGACCUGGGUGAUGAGAGCGGGAGGGAGGAUUAUAGCGAGGACGAGGAUGCUUAUAGCGAGGACGGAAGGGAAGAGCUUAGCGAGGAUGGGAGGCGGGAAAGUGAUUACGAGGGAAGGAGAAACGAUGGGGUGAGAAGGCCGAGGAAGUUGGAGGGUGUUGGGGAAAGAGAUGAGGGGGCAAGCAGGCAUAGCAGGAGGCACAGGCAUGGGAGCAGGAGUGGUAGUGAUCGUGAUGGAGAGCGUUACAGUGACAUGGACAGUGAUGGGCAUGUGAGUAGUGACCAUGAGGAAGACCAUGGUAGAGCGAGGGAGAGGGAGAAGGGUAGGGAUAGGGGGGAGAAGAAGGUUAGAGAUAGGGGACGGGGUAGGGGUGGGGAUGGGGUUAAGAGCGGAGGUGUGUCCAGAGAUAGGGGCAGAGGGGGCGGGGAGAAGAGGAGUGAUAAGGAGGAGCGUAGGGGGAGGAAAGGGAGGAGGAGGGUUGAAGAGGAAGAAGAAGACAGCACCGAUGGUACCCAUAGCAGCAGUGCCAGCGAUGGGAGCGAUCAGGCUCGGAGGAGAGAGGAUCGGGGUCACAGGAGACAGGACAGGGAGAGGGCUGGAAGAGACGGGAGCAAGGGCAGAAGGGAAAGACAGCACGAUCGAGAUAGUGCGGUGAAACAGCACAAGGGACGGGGAGAGGAGGGCAAGAAAGAGCGGGGAAAGAAAGGUGAGGUAAAGAAAGAGGGAGACAAGCGGGGAGAGGGUAAGAGGGAGGAGGGCCAGAGGGAGGAGGUGAAGGAAGGAAGGAGAAGCAGGGCGAGGGGCGAGGAGGAAUUGGAGAGUGGUGCAGACAAGGAAAAGGAGCUCAAGAAAAGGCAUGAGAAGGUUGAUUCCAAGGGAGUAGACUCCAGGAAACCUAAAAAAGAUGGUGACUCGAAGGACGAAUCCAAGUCGAAACAGGAGAUCAAAUCUAGCAAGUCAAAGCAGGAGAGCAAGUUCCUAUCCUCUCUGGACAUCCGGGAGGAGAUUCGGAAGCUCUCGGGUGACGAUGCUCUGCGCAUUCUGCUCAGCGCCCGCAACUCCUUCAAGCGCGAGCAGCAGCAGCAGCAGCAGCAGCAGCUGAGGCAGAAAACAGGCAGUUGGGGGGCGGGGAAGGAACUGCUGCUGCUGGUGAUGGUGGUGGUGAUACGAUUGAGGGAGGGGGAUGAGGAGGAGGAGAGUGAGGAGGAUGGAGAGGUGAGUAGGCAGAAGGACGGAGCGAGAAACUUGGUGCCUGGGCUUGUAGAUGAAGGGGUAGAAGAGGAGGAGGUGAGUGAGGAGGAUGGUGGUGAGGAAAAAGGUGAGGGAAGGAAGCAUGAAGAGCUGGGGUCUGAGGAGAUAGAUGAGGAAGGAGAGGAAAAAGAGGAAGAUGGAGCGGAGGACAAGGAGGAUAUGGGCGAUGGGGUUGAUAUGGGAGAGUCGGAGUCUGAGAGUGGGGUAAGUGAAAAGGAUGAGAUAUCCUGCAUUGCAUCUGACGUGGCGAGAUACAUGGAGAGAAGUAGCCACUUGGGAAGCAAAGCUGGUCAGCCAAUUCAACCUCGCCACUCAGAUAGUGGUGGUGGUGGUGUUGCUGCUACUGAAAGUGUUGGCGAAGGAAUUAUGUCAGGAACGGGAGCGGAGGAAGAGGGGGAGGAAGGACCUAAAACCUCCUCAGAUGCGCCCAGGAGGCUGCAGGAGCUGCUGCAGUUCAAAAUGGUGCAGAGCGGUGCAGCAGGCGGGGGCAGGGGAGCCGGGUCUGGUGUGGCAGCCAGUAUGGUGCAGGGAAGUGUGGACUUUACCCGGGGAACAAUGGGAAGUGUGGUGCCGGGAAGUGUGGACUUUUCCUGGGGAACGACGGGGGGAGGAGGUGUGCCGGUAGGGGGUGGUAUGGCAGGAGGAGUGGUGGGAGCGGGUGGUGGGAUGGCAAGUGGUGGGGGAAGAGGAGGUGGUGUGGGAGGUGGGAUUGGAAGGGUGGGAGUAGGUGGAUCUCCCAAGAAAGGGAUGAAGGUGGGGGGGCAAGGUGGAGAGAUGUGCGGGGACAACAGGCACAUGGUUCCUGAAGGGGCGGAUGAGGCUUGUUACCAAGACGAUGGUGCGUAUGGGGUUGGGUAUGAUGGUGGUUAUGGUAGAACUGGUUACGGUGGCGGUUACGUUGACGCGUAUCAUGCUGGUUACGAAGAUGCUGGUUACAAUGACGGUGGUUACGACGCCGGUUACAAUGCUGGUCGUUACAAUGAUGCUGGUUACCAAGAUGAUGGUUACGAAGAGGGUUACAGUGGUGGCGGUUUGGAGGGUGAAGAAGCUAUGGGGAUUCAGAGAUCCUUCACAGCAGAUGGGCGAAAUGCCAAGCUGCACUCGCAGCUGCACGCACAUCCUGAGGAGGGCACACCUGUGACAGUGCAGCGGGCAUAUACAGUAGACGGCCGCUCGUCGAGGCUUGUAGCGGAGCAGACUGUAAUGAGGAAAUCUGUCCUGGGUCCAAGGGAGGGUGUCUCAGGUGGCAUGGGUACAGUGGGUACAAUGGGUGCAAUGGGUACAGUGGAGGAAGGUUCCAGAAGCAUGGGGAGGAAGAAGAAGCCAAAGCGCAGUGCGGGAAAAUCAGUAGAGAAGAUGGUCCGAAUGAGAAUGAGAUUCGGGGCUUGGGAGGAGGAGAGGAUGGAGGGGGGAGCAGUGGGGGGGAGGAGAAGGAGGAGGGGGUAUGGCAGUGGAUGA